AUGGGCAGCAGUGCCAGUUUGCUCGCCAUUUUCUCUGGGGCCCUUUCCUUUGUCUGCACCGUUGGCGCUCUCUGCACAGACUGCUGGCAGAUCAACAGCAAAGGCUCGGUGGUUCUCAGCAUGCGUUGCCGAGGCCUGUGGGGUGAAUGCGUUUGGGACAAAUUUGUCAAGAUCUGGACCUGUGAUGUCUUCAGCUCUUACCUGAAUCCACACCCUGUUGCCAUCAUCCUCACUAGAGCCUCCCUCAUCACAUCGUCCGUGGCCGGAAUCGGGGCCUUUCUUUGUCUCCUCUCGGGGUGCCGGUACUUCAGCUGCCUCCAGGAUAAGACGGCCAAACAUCGGUGCCUCUGCCUGUCUGUGGGAUUCUACCUUUUGGCAGGGUUUGCAUCCUGCGUUGGAGUCAUCCGAUACUGUGUGUACGUGUUCUCCCAGCAUCAGUACGAGGUGUCGCUGAGCAUCCCUGGAUUUCCGAGCUUCGAAUACGGCUACUCCCUGUGGAUGGCUGUAGCAGGCAACCUGGCAGCCCUCGCUGCCGCUUUCAUGGCGUACUAUGACGUCUGGCGCAUGAAGACUCCCAGUGCAAACCCAGCCAAGGAGUAUGCUGGGAAUGGGAUUGGAAUGGUGCGCACCUAUGUUUAA
Molecule: messenger RNA, 639 nt
Organism: Euleptes europaea (tarantolino)
Lineage: Eukaryota; Metazoa; Chordata; Lepidosauria; Squamata; Sphaerodactylidae
Product: claudin-16-like
Exons: 5
Coding region: 1-639 (212 amino acids)
Biological process (GO): cell adhesion; bicellular tight junction assembly
Cellular component (GO): bicellular tight junction; plasma membrane
Molecular function (GO): structural molecule activity
Source: RefSeq, a predicted model, not a curated record